UGUUGGUCUCUGCUCAGUUUUACAGUUUAAAACAUUGCUUAUUACCAUAAUGUGCGAGUUUAUGGACGAUAUAGCGAAAUUUACGUAGAGUCAACAAGCGCUCAAUACGGAGUUGGUUUAGCUUCAUUUUUCGUCACAGUCUUUGAACUAAUUAAUUGAAAAUGUAAUUAAAAUUCAUAAACGUUGACUCAUGUCUAUUUGGAAAUCUACACGGCUGGAUGAUCAUUCGGUACUUUUUAUUGAUUAACUUUGGUGUACAUUUUUCUUAAUACUUUCGAUUUCGGACGAAAUCUUUAUAACCAAGUCAACGAAGUUUUAAUUAAGCUAUUUAACAACGCACUGCUAGACAUAUUAAAGUCGACGAUUGCCUUUUAAGGUAAUGGAGGAGUCAAAAAUAUACCUGAUCGAAAUCGUCUUCGAUAAUGCCAUAAAAGGGGUGACCUCGUCCAAGAUGAAGGGCGAUGCGAAGAAGGCUCUAAAAUAUUGGAAAUCAUUCUUGAAAUAUAUCACGGAGCUAGAGACAAAUAAUAUAAGUCCCAACGACGAGAAGAAGCGAAUGACAAAGGACAAUCUUGAGGAAGAACAUGGAAAGUUAGACGGACAACAACAACAACAGCAUACUGACAAAAGCCAAAAGACGGACGAUGAUGAAACAAAUGAAGGCACAAAAGCAGGAACUCCAAAUCGGAGCUACAACUUGGGAAGGGAUAAUUGCAAUCUCAAAUUGGAAAACGAAUCAAUGAAACGACAAAGACCCGAAACUCCUAAUUUGAUGAAGAAAUUGCGUAAAGAAAAUGACAAGCUAAAAGAAGACGUGGAAACAUAUAAACUCAGCAUUUCAGAACUAGAAACAAGGUUAAGUUCCAUACUAGGUUCUCAAUUGACUGCAGGUAACCCGAACAUAGCCGACUUGAGCGACCCAUAUCGUCCCACACUGUUGGGCGAGCAGUUUCGAAGCCUGUAUGACAACGAACUGACUGACCUUCUGGCGUAUAUGGAGAAACAUGAUCUGAAGGAACCAGAGAGCAUUGCAAUUAUGUGUGAUAUAAUACAGAAUAUUGAUGAAUUCUGUUUGAAAGCUAACAACCAACAAGUCAGAAAACUGUUUGAGAUGGUUGUUGACGAAGUAAGAAAUCCAGAAGUAAAACAGCAACGAAAUAUGACUUGCGUGAAAUAUACUGCCCAAAACUCAGUGGAACUAAACGCAUUGCAAGAGAAGACUGUCGAGAGAUUCGUUCUGGACUUACACAAGGCACUCUCCAGUGUGUCUUGUGUAUCGCUUAACCAGAUUUUCGACACUUAUUUUAUGAAAGAAUUUCGAACGAAACAUGGGCAGCUGACAGACCAAUGCAAAGAGCUUAAUGAAUUUGUUUCGAAAGCCAUCCAGCUAUUGUGGAUGAUGAAAGGACAUCUUCCUCCCGUGGUUUUAAAGUGGUGUCAGCCCGAUGAACCAUUUGACAAAGUGUAUUUUUCUUUCUACACAAGUACAGGCGAGAAAGUCUCGCAGUGUAUUUGGCCAGCAGUCCUCUUACAUAAAGAUGGGCCAUUGAUAGCUCGCGGUAUCGCACAGGGAAAGUGAAUGAUAUCAUGAAGCCUGGAAGUAAAAGACACCCUAUUCGUGUGCAUGCAUAUGUUUUUAUUUUUACGUUACCCGUAUACUCAAACACUUAUAUAUUCUGUAUAACUAUAUUGUCAUAGUACAAGUUAUUAAAUACAAUUUUCAUUCCGU
This is a messenger RNA of Dreissena polymorpha, 1729 nucleotides long. RefSeq lists its product as uncharacterized. The transcript is spliced from 11 exons. The record is from RefSeq and is a predicted model, not a curated record. NCBI's taxonomy places the organism in Eukaryota, Metazoa, Mollusca, Bivalvia, Myida, Dreissenidae. The coding region runs from base 380 to 1579 and encodes 399 amino acids.